AUGACGUGCCAGAUUUGGGCCGUCGCAUUCCUAACAGUAUCCGAGGUGCUGAAGCACUGUCUCAUUCUUUUGCCCGCUUUGCCGCUCACCCCUCUGGCAGAGGCAGAUGUGCAAAAGACCCUGAAUGUCCAAGUGUCUUCUGCGCUGUCCGCUGACGACAGCUGCGAUAGGGGUGCCUCUAACGCAUGUGGUCUUGGUGCUUUGCAAGCUGCCGUCCAUGCGCGAAGUGCCAAGGAGCGAUCUCAAGAUUCGAAGCUCAACGAGGAAGACAGGUCCAUCUUUACCGCCUCCCUGAUAGAAAAAUCCGAUACUGCAAACGAGAAGUCGAAUUCGUCGUUGUCAAUGUCCAGCGACUCGAUGACCAUUGACUUAAAGACCAAUGGCAAUGAAGCCUUGCAGGCUCUUGAGCACUUGAUGUUCAAUGACCUGAACCUCAACGAGACCCAAAUCGACAAGCUCUUCAAGGGCGUGGUGCUAGCUGUCGCAACUGAAUCUGAGAGAAAGAACCAGAACGCCAUGGGCCGAGGGGUUCUCAAGCUGCUCCGCCAAGCGGCGCUAAAAGCGCUAAGAGCCCAGAAGUCCGACCCUUUUGAUGUCCAGCCGGGCUAUUCCUGGCUAGAGGAAAACGAAGUGGAGUAUGCUAGGGCCUCCCUGGCGCUUCCGAUUACCGGGGGGUCGAUUCUCAUCCUCGCCCUGGUCUCUUUGAACUUCUUCCACCGUACCUUCGGCCCGGCCAAGGAUGACCAGGUCGGACUGCCUGGAAACUUGUCACCCGGCCUGGAUACGACCUCGACAGCAACACCACCCCUGAGUGAGAACCUGGAGACAGGCUUUGAAGAUAGAGUUGACGAGAAUGCUACUACACCCGGCAGCACCAGCGCCAUCGACGACUAUGCGAUGUCCGUGUCCAGUGGCGACGAGUCGAUAGAGCCGAAGAAGGAAGAGGAGGUGAGAGCUUCCUUCAAUGCACUCUUCCGCUUCGCGCGCCCAUGGGACUUGAUAUGCACUACGCUUGCCAUGGUUUUGGGCGCCGUGCAUGGUUCUUGCAUGCCUAUGGCCUUCUUCUUCCUGUCCGACCUUUAUCAAGCGGUGUACAUGCCGAAUGACGAUGGUUCCCUGCCACCUGUCCAUGCGCCGCACACCAUCCGAGACUCGAAGGUAGCAGAGGUCGGCCUGACUUACGUGCUGCUCGCGCUCGUGGUCUUGGUCGCAAGAACUGGCGGAUGCUAUUUGGUCAUCAAGGCAGCUGAUCGACAGGUGGUGGCAGCGCGACGACAGUAUUUCUAUCAGAUUUUGAUGCAAGGUCCAAGCUGGCACGACAUGCACAAUGCCUCCGAGCUGGCUCCACAGCUUGUGCAAGACACGCACCUUUUCCGGGAUGGAAUCGGGGAGCGACUCGUCGAUUUCACUCGAGCCUGCUUCAUGGCCGUGUCAGCUACAGUUCUUGCUUGCAGUCGCGACUGGAAGGUCAGCAUUCUCAUGGCCAUCAUCAUGCCCAUUGCAGGAAUGUGCAUGGCUUUGUCCGUCGAAGUGGUGCGGAACUUCUCUACCGUGGUCGAGGCCUGCUAUGCCAAGGCGGGUCAGGUGGCGGUAACUGCUACCGAGCUCAUCAAGACAGUGACGGCCUUCAAUGGCCAGCGACUGGAGCUGGAAGCCUUCAAUGGGCAUGUAGACGAGGCUCACAUCAAUGCCAUCCAGAUUGGGGUUGUCGCCGGCUAUGCCACUGGCCUUGUCAACACGGUGCUCAUUACGGGGAUGUCCCUGGGCGUAUACUUCGGUUCCCAGUGGGUGCUGCAAGACUACGAAACCGACUGCUGGCGGGCAUCACCGCCAUUUGGAAAUUGUCGGACCGGUGGCACGAUUAUGUCAGCUAUGUACACGAUCAUUUGGGGAUUUACGAUGGGCUUGGGCACCAUGAACAUGUGCUUCGUGGCCUUUGCAAAUGCGCGAGCUGCAAUGCACCGUAUUGGCACAAUUCUGGAUGAACCACUCAGUGCUACAAGCGGUGGCAAGAUUCUUCCCCACGUGGAGGGUGAGAUCAUCUUCUCCGACGUAUUUUUCGCCUACCCAAAGCGCACGGAGUCCUUGGUUCUGAAGGGCGUGACAUUGGAGAUCAAGGCCAACUGUACCACUGCCUUCGUGGGUGGCAGCGGUUCUGGGAAGAGUACACUUGUCGGCCUGCUGCUGCGUUUCUACGAGCCGAAGACUGGAACGGUUUGCCUUGACGGCACUGAUGUGCGCACAUUGGAACUCCAAUGGUUCCGGUCCAAACUCGCGCUCGUCGAACAGGAGCCUGUCCUCUUCCAAGAUACAAUUUACGAGAACAUUGCAGCCGGCAGCGCCAACUCCGUCACGAAAGCCGACGUGGAGCAGGCAGCAAUUCUGGCGAGCGCCCACGACUUCAUUUCUACUUUUCCUCGAGGUUAUCAGACCAUGGUGGGUGAAGCUGGGGCACAGCUAAGCGGCGGCCAGAAGCAGCGAUUGGCCAUCGCCCGUGCUUUGAUCCGGAAGCCUGCUGUGUUGCUGCUGGACGAGGCCACCAGUGCGCUGGACUCGGCAUCAGAGCGAGCCGUCCAGAAGGCGCUGGACGAGCUAUUGGAAGUUGGUGGACGAACAACAAUCGUGAUCGCACACCGCCUGUCCACUGUCCGCAAUGCACACCAGAUCUGUGUGUUAGACAAGGGGAAAGUCGUGGAGCAAGGGACGCACGAGGAGUUGAUGUCCAAGCAAGGCGCUUAUGAGAAGCUAUUGAGCCUGCAGAUGUCCGCAUCCAAGGAUGCAGACGUGCCGCCUGCAGAGAAGGCGGAGACCACCGCGGUUUUGCCGGCCCAGGCACCUGCUCCGGCACCUGCAGCACCUGGCGCGGCCCAGGAACUCCUGGAAGCGACGUCCUCCAAGGAGCCGGAUGCCAAUGACCAAGCCCCAGGUAAAACAACUGAAGAUCGCUGCCUGAAGCUCGCCAAGUCCUAUGACUUCGAAAAAGAUCUGGGAACAGCCUUUGCGGUCAAAGAGGUUUGGAAAAUGUCCAAACAGGACUACAAGUACUACAUGAUCGGGGUUGGCUUCACACUGUUAGGUUCCAUGGUGAUGCCAUACUUUUCCGUGCAAUUUGCUCGGACGAUCAACAUUUUCAACCAGCCUCCUGCAGUAUUGGACCCCGUGUCCCACAAUUGGUACGCAGCUUACAACGAGCCCUUUAUCGCAGCCAGCGUGACCAACCUCUGCAUGCUGAUGCAGGCACUCAGCGUCUUCUGGCUCUUGCAGGCGAUUGGAGCCUCCUGGGCCUUUGCUAAAGCGGGUGAGCUGCUGACACUCCGAGUCCGAGCGCGCUUCUUCGAGGCCCUCCUCCGCCAGGAGAUCUCUUGGCACGACAAGCAGGGCACCGCUCAUUUGCUGUGGAAGCUCGGCGCCGAUGUUCCGAGCUUGAAGCUUCUCGUGGGCGCCAACAUUGCAGCCGCUGCCAACUUCGGAUUCACAACAAUCAUCGGAGUGGGGGUAGCAAUGUACUUCAGCUGGCGUUUUUGCCUCUGCAUACUCAUAUUGAUACCACUGCUGGGUAUCAGCGCGAUUGGUGUCGGACUGAACAUGCGCAAGAUCGAUGGCGACUACUCCAGUGGAGUGGUGUCCGAGGCCGUGAACUGUGUGAAGACCGUGACGGCCUUCGGAUUGCAGGGUCGGCUCAUGGAAAAGUAUGAGACCAAACUCGAGAGCCACAUGGAGGACGAACAGCGCAUUAGACGCAUCUCCGCUCUGGGAACCGGAGUUGCAUCGGCGGGUGUUUUCAUGAUCCUGGCCAUGGCAGUUUUUGGCAUCAACGUGUUCAUCUCCCGGGGCAUGAUGCAGGUGGACAUAGCCACAAUUGUGAUCAUGGUUUUGGUCACCACUAUCAGUGCUUUUGGUGAACUUGCACGCCUUGUCACCGACACCAGCUUGCCUCAAGAGUCGGCUCGCCGGGUCUUCAACAUCAUCGCGAGGAAGUCGAAGAUCGACCCCUUCUCCGACGAGGGCCUCAAGCUACAGCAAGCGAGCGGCAAGGUAGAGUUCCGCAAGGUCCACUUCCGCUACGCAACGCGGCCGAACCUUGCCGUCUUCAACGGGCUGAGUUUCACCAUCGAGCCAUGUACGACAACUGCGCUCGUGGGACCCAGUGGCUGUGGCAAGAGUACGGCUGUUGGUCUGCUGCAGCGCUUCUAUGAUCCACUCGAUGGAUGCAUCCUCUUUGAUGGCCACGACUUGCGCAACUUGAAUUUGGCCUGGCUUCGAGCGCAAAUGAGCAUGGUACAGCAGGAGCCGAUCCUUUUUUCGCGCAGCAUUCUGGACAACAUCCGCUACGGGCAGCAGGAGGCAACCAUGGAGGAGGUCGAGGCUGCCGCGAAGGCUGCCAAUGCCACGGACUUCCUGAACACCAUGCCCCAGGGCUUCAGCACGCAGGCAGGCCAUCGCGGCGCACAUCUGAGUGGCGGACAGAAGCAGCGCAUCGCAAUCGCUCGCGCUUUGCUGCGUGAUCCGGCUGUCUUGCUGCUCGAUGAAGCCACGAGUUCGUUAGAUGCCGUCAGCGAGCGCUUGGUCCAGGAUGCAUUGGACCGGCUCCUUGGCAUGAAGGCAGCUAAGGCUGGUGAGAUCCAAGCCACGCACAACUAUCAUUAUCGCGCACAGGCACAACUCAGUUCCGAGCUGCGCUGCGAAACCAGGAGGUUCUAUCCGGAGCCACAGAAAGGGUUGCUGCUCCAGCCAGUCUAUCCCCUGGAUGACUUGCCCAAGCAAAUCUGGUACCCGGCCAGCGAUCUCCCGACUGGAGUACUAGGACUAGUUGGCCAUUUGCACGGGAAGAAGCGCCCUUCGACAGGAGCUGAUCGAUCCAGGCUGUGA
This is a messenger RNA of Symbiodinium sp. CCMP2456, 4869 nucleotides long. NCBI's taxonomy places the organism in Eukaryota, Dinophyceae, Suessiales, Symbiodiniaceae. The record is from the annotation of a GenBank genome assembly.